This is a messenger RNA of Gossypium raimondii (Peruvian cotton), 608 nucleotides long. RefSeq names its product protein NEDD1-like. Gene Ontology annotation, biological process: cell plate assembly; regulation of mitotic spindle organization; positive regulation of cytokinesis. Gene Ontology annotation, cellular component: kinetochore microtubule. The coding region runs from base 113 to 388 and encodes 91 amino acids. The record is from RefSeq and is a predicted model, not a curated record. The transcript has 3 exons. NCBI's taxonomy places the organism in Eukaryota, Viridiplantae, Streptophyta, Magnoliopsida, Malvales, Malvaceae. Gene Ontology annotation, molecular function: gamma-tubulin complex binding; protein binding.
UGCAGGCUAAUUUUCCUUUGAUGGAUUUAAGACCAGGAGCUAAAGGUACUUGACUAUUCGCGAUUAGUCGACACAUUGUGGUGACUGCAGAUGGUGCUGGAUCUGUCCAUUUAUGAAUACCACUGGUCGUAACCCAAAGGUCUCUUGGUUGAAGCAGCACUCUGCUCCAACAGCCGGCAUUAGUUUCUUACCCUCCAAUGAUAAGAUUAUUGCUAGUGUUGGGUUGGAUAAGAAGCUAUACACUUACGACUCAGGGUCUAGAAGACCCUCAGCUUUCAUUUCAUAUGAGGCACUUUUUUCUUCAUUGGCAUUUAGAGAUGAUGGUUGGACACUGGCAGCUGGUACUGGUAAUGGUAGAGUGGUGUUCUAUGAUAUUCGGGGAAAAUGACAACCUUUUACUGUUCUUCGUGCUUAUAGUAUAGUUCGCGGGUUGGUUAUCUUUUGCUCUAUUAUCACUUUUUAAUAUAAAAAGAGACCCAGGCCCUGAUAAAUUCUUGUAGUUUGCACUUGCAUGCUAUGGAAUUUUGAAUGGUAUUUGUAUAAAAGAUCAUGUUCUAUAAUGGAACUAAUGAUACUAAUUGGAUGUCACUGCUUGCUUGUUUGUGCAA